CGGGUAAACAGCGAUGGCCGCAGAUGAAGGAGGCGGAGAACAGGAUAACAACAUGGGAAACCACUUGCAGAUCCUCCCCGCCGAGAGUGAGGAAGAGGAUGACGUUGAAAUGGAAGUUGAAGAUCAAGACAGCAGGGAUGCUGAAAAGCCAAACAUCAUUAAUUUUGACACUAGCCUGCCAACCUCUCAUAUGUAUUUAGGAUCAGACAUGGAAGAAUUUCAUGGAAGGACUGUCCAUGAUGAUGAUAGCUGUCAAACAAUUCCAGUUUUACCCCAUGUGAUGGUGAUGCUGAUUCCUGGACAAACAUUACCUCUUCAGCUUUUUCGUCCCCAAGAGGUUAGCAUGGUCCGGAACUUAAUACAAAAAGACAGAACCUUUGCUGUUCUUGCAUACAGCAACAUACUUGAAAGAGAAGCACAUUUUGGAACAACAGCUGAAAUUUAUGCCUAUCGGGAAGAACAGGAAUAUGGAAUUGAAACCGUCAAAGUAAAAGCUGUGGGAAGACAGCGGUUUAAAGUACUUGAACUAAGAACUCAAGCUGAUGGCCUACAGCAGGCCAAAGUACAAAUCCUUCCUGAGCGGGUACUUCCUUCGACUAUGUCCGCAGUUCAGCUGGAAUCCCGCAGCAGAUGCCACAUUUUUCCUUCUUCUAAGCCUGCUACAUGGCAGCAUCAACAGAUACAUCAAUGGCGACAGAAAUACCAAAAGCGCAAGUUUCACUGUGCUAGUCUGACUUCCUGGCCAUCGUGGUUAUAUUCUUUAUAUGAUGCUGAAACCUUGAUGGAACGAGUAAAGGAGCAGCUUCAUGAAUGGGAUGAAAAUCUGAAAGAUGAAUCACUUCCAUCAAAUGCAAUAGAUUUUUCAUAUAGAGUUGCAGCAUGCCUACCAAUUGAUGAUGUUUUGCGAAUUCAGCUGCUUAAAAUUGGUAGUGCUGUUCAGAGACUGCGCUGUGAACUAGAUAUUAUGAACAAAUGUACCUCUCUUUGCUGUAAGCAUUGUCAAGACACAGAAAUAACUACUAAAAAUGAAAUAUUCAGUUUAUCCCUAUGUGGACCUAUGGCAGCCUAUGUGAAUCCUCAUGGCUAUGUGCACGAGACCCUUACUGUCUACAAGGCCUGCAAUCUGAAUCUGAAUGGCAGAUCUUCCACAGAGCACAGCUGGUUUCCUGGAUUUGCAUGGACUAUAGCUCAGUGCAGGAUCUGUGGAAGCCAUAUGGGUUGGAAGUUUACUGCAACCAAGAAGGAGUUGUCACCUCAAAAAUUCUGGGGACUGACCCGUUCUGCUCUGCUGCCAAGAAUUCCAGAAAAAGAAAAUGAAUCUGGGCAAGAAAGAUCGCUAUUGCUUUGCCUUUGAUCUGGGCACCUUCCUUGGAACAAACUAAAAGCAGUUUGUGUCUCGAAGAGAAAAGUAUUAAAAGUAUCUGCCUCUGGGAUCUGGUUGUAUAUUUGAACUUUAUGAAAAAGGCACUGUUACUUCCGAAGGCCCUGAAAAAUUUAAUAUUUUGAAGAUGUACAAAAUGUGAAACGGAACGUGAGACUAAAGCAGACGGUUUCAUGUUUUCUGGCAUGUACUGAAUUGAACAGCUCGGAUUUACAGCUGCUCUUUAAUAAUGUAAGAAGACAUCUAGUGUUGUUGAGGAGCUAAAGCUGAGUAGAAGUGACAUGAAGACUGUAUAACUUAAAAGUGUGCGUAAUGAUAGCUAUAAUCUAUUGCCCGCUGUUUUAAGGUAUUUUCCUGUAGAAUGUGGUGAAUUUACUAGAAUACCUGUUUUCUACCUGUAUGAAAUAGUUUACAGGUACUAGCAUUUGCUUCAAUAAGCCUUAAAAAGACAAGGAGACCCAGUCUUCUAAAAAGGAGUGUCUCCUAAAAUCAGACUCUAGCUCAGAGGUC
This is a messenger RNA of Protobothrops mucrosquamatus (brown spotted pit viper), 1891 nucleotides long. It is a transcript of the gene CRBN, whose product is annotated as cereblon. Gene Ontology annotation, cellular component: Cul4A-RING E3 ubiquitin ligase complex. NCBI's taxonomy places the organism in Eukaryota, Metazoa, Chordata, Lepidosauria, Squamata, Viperidae. Gene Ontology annotation, biological process: protein ubiquitination. The coding region runs from base 14 to 1354 and encodes 446 amino acids. The record is from RefSeq and is a predicted model, not a curated record. The transcript is spliced from 11 exons.